This is a messenger RNA of Gymnodraco acuticeps, 2106 nucleotides long. RefSeq names its product adenylosuccinate synthase 2 (gene adss2). The record is from RefSeq and is a predicted model, not a curated record. The transcript is spliced from 13 exons. The coding region runs from base 83 to 1453 and encodes 456 amino acids. Gene Ontology annotation, biological process: 'de novo' AMP biosynthetic process; IMP metabolic process. Gene Ontology annotation, molecular function: adenylosuccinate synthase activity; GTP binding. Lineage: Eukaryota; Metazoa; Chordata; Actinopteri; Perciformes; Bathydraconidae. Gene Ontology annotation, cellular component: cytoplasm.
UAGAAGAAGGAGGAGACUUAUCUUUGGUGCAGCAGCACGGUGCGAAAAGGCGCACAAGUGUAGUCAGGCAGCGAGCAGCAGCAUGUGGGAGAGUCAGGAAACCUCCGGGGCCAAAAACGGUGGCGACAGCCCGACUGACCGGGCACUGAGGCCGGCCGUGGGCAACAGGGUCAGCGUGGUGCUCGGAGCUCAGUGGGGCGACGAGGGGAAAGGGAAAGUUGUGGAUCUUCUGGCACAAAACGCGGAUAUGGUGUGCAGAUGUCAGGGCGGCAACAACGCAGGACACACAGUGGUGGUGGACUCGGUGGAGUACGACUUCCACCUCCUGCCCAGCGGCAUCAUCAACCCCAAGGUCACCGCCUUCAUUGGCAACGGUGUCGUGAUCCACCUGCCAGGCCUGUUUGAAGAGGCAGAAAAAAACGAACUCAAAGGAAAAGGUCUAAAAGACUGGGAGAAGAGGCUGAUCAUCUCCGACAGAGCACACAUUGUGUUUGACUUCCAUCAAGCUGUUGACAUUGUUCAGGAACAGCAAAGACAAGAGCAAGCAGGCAAGAACCUCGGGACAACGAAGAAGGGGAUUGGUCCGGUGUACUCGGCCAAGGCGGCUCGCAGCGGCCUGAGGAUCUGUGACCUGCUGGCCGACUUCACCACGUUCUCUGAAAGGUAUAAAGUGUUGGCUCACCAGUACAAGGCUAUGUACCCCACACUAGUGAUUGACAUAGAGGGAGAGCUUCUCAGGUUAAAGGAGUAUGUGUCGCGGGUGAAGCCCAUGGUGAGGGACGGGGUGCAUUACAUGUACGAGGCUCUGCACGGCCCUCCCAAGACCAUCCUGGUGGAAGGAGCCAACGCAGCCCUGCUGGACAUCGACUUCGGGACGUACCCGUUCGUGACGUCGUCAAACUGCACGGUGGGGGGCGUGUGCACGGGCCUCGGGAUGCCGCCCCAGAACGUGGGGGAGGUUUACGGGGUAGUCAAGGCGUACACCACCCGAGUGGGCAUCGGAGCGUUCCCCUCAGAGCAGAUCAAUGAGAUCGGAGAGCUGCUGCAGACUCGUGGGAAGGAGGUGGGCGUGACCACGGGCAGGAAGAGGCGAUGUGGUUGGCUGGAUCUGGUGCUCAUCAAAUAUGCACACAUGAUUAACGGCUUCACCGCUAUAGCCCUCACCAAACUGGACAUACUUGACAUGUUUGAAGAGAUCAAAGUGGGCGUAUCGUACAAAGUCGACAACCAAACUAUACCUACUUUUCCAGCCAAUCAGGAGGUGCUGCAGCAUGUGGACGUCCAGUAUGAGACGCUGCCCGGCUGGAAGAGCGACAUCUCGCAAGUGAGGAGCUUCGACGAUCUGCCUGAGAACGCCCGGAAAUACGUCGGCUUCAUCGAGGAGCAUGUCGGAGUGCCUGUCAAGUGGAUCGGAGUGGGCAAGUCUCGGGAGUCCAUGAUCCAGCUGUUCUAGACGAAGGGAGGAGACAAAAAGAACGCAGAGCCACACACACCACACACACACACACACCACACACACACACACACACACACACACACACACACACACACACACACACACACACACACACACACACACACACACACACACACACACACACACACACACACACACACACACACACAGCCUACUACCUGUCUCAACUCUGACAGAGACACCAUCAUGUCUGUUCUUAAUGCUUUAUCACCAGACGUUCCCAUGUCACAGACAAGACUCCCAUCGGACUGACCUCCAUCCAACAUCUGGAUUUUUAUCACUUUUUAACUUUUCGGACAGAACCACGAUCAAGUCCCUCUUCUUAAUUUGUAGCUGUUUAUUUCAGACGUUAAAACUCACUUGGCCUCACCACCUGCCGGUCUGAAAGAGGACAUGAGGGCAAGGACACACACACACACACACACACACACACACGGAGGAACUGUCCAAAGAUGUUUUGUUCAAGUAUAUUUUUGUUCAUCUAUGCUGUGUUUUAAACGCGCUGUGCCAGUCUGGUGUAAAUCAGUUUUUAACCUCUGCACUUUAAAUGCUUUGGACUACAUCUUCUUUACGUUGUCCUCCAUCAGGUGUUCACCACAUCCUGACAUCAUAAAGGGAUCCCUUUUUGU